Molecule: messenger RNA, 2103 nt
Organism: Sphaeramia orbicularis (orbiculate cardinalfish)
Lineage: Eukaryota; Metazoa; Chordata; Actinopteri; Kurtiformes; Apogonidae
Gene: hsh2d
Product: hematopoietic SH2 domain containing
Exons: 6
Coding region: 62-1171 (369 amino acids)
Cellular component (GO): cytoplasm
Source: RefSeq, a predicted model, not a curated record
CGCCGUGUCAUUUUGUCAGAUCUGUCAGACAAGACGAUUUCAUUUGGUUCCAGUCUGUGAUAUGAAGAUGGACUGGGGUCUGACCCAAACACAGCAAGACGCUUUAACAUGGUUCACAAAGUCCCAGCUGCAGGCGGUGAUCAGGAAUGGGAUCAUUCCUGAGUGGUUUCAUGGCAUCAUUUCCAGGAAGACAGCAGAAGAACUACUGAUGCCCAAACCACCUGGCUACUUCCUCAUCAGAGUCAGUGAGAGUAGGAUUGGCUACACCCUCUCCUAUCGGGCUGAGGACCGCUGUAGACACUUUAUGAUCGAUGCUCUGGAGGACGGCGAUUACAUCAUCGUAGGAGAAAACACACGUCACAGACUUCUGCAGGAUCUGGUGGACUUUCAUCGUAGGACUCCCAUAAUGCCUUACAGUGAGGUGCUGACUGUCCCCUGUGGACAGGCAACAAAUGACAAGGUUGACUAUGCGGAGCUACUGUUUCCUCAAAGACGCCUGACCCCUAACAGCAUUUCACCUCCAAACAAUUCAAUACAACCCAUCAAGAGCCACCCAGUAUCACAGGAGGACGUACCGCCUGCUCUUCCUCAUCGGCCAACGAACCUGAGGCACUCUGUAGCCCUGUUUCCAAACAGCCAACCAGGCAGACUGUAUCCGUCAUUGGAAGAACAAUGCUCAUUUGUCUUCUCCUCACCUCCAGACAUGCCUGUGCCUACAACCAGAAAGAGAUACACAGUCACCGACACCACCCUCAGCCAACCGCCUGCAGUUGCUUCUAGGAGCUGUAUGCCUCUACCAAAGCCAAACCAGUCUUGCAUCCAAACCAUCUCCAGCCCUCAGAGUCCAUCUGCACAGGACGCCAACGUCCAGCCUGUAAAGGGCCAAGACACAAAGCCAUCAGUUGUCAGUAACCUAAAAAACUUUAAGAAGAAGUUUCAAAAGAAGAGAAGCUCAUCAUUGGAGUAUGUGUACGAGGACAUUAAUGUGGGGGCAGACCAGAGGGCCAAAUCCGCUGAAAGCACUGAAGAUACUGAGCAUGAAUACCAGGAGAUCCCAGGGCUACAGCAAAUGGUUGAAGGUUCUCAUUUUUCCUACAAUUGCACCCCUGUGAGUGAUGGAGUCUUACCUCAGGAGUACCUGCCCCCACCGCCUUUCGCCCCUGGUUACUAAGACACAGCUACCAUCUGACCAAAUACAAUACAGAUGGUUUGAUCAGCAGAUCUUUGGUCACGUUAAAUAAUGGUGGAUCAAGGAACAGACAUGGAACAUUUCAAGCUCACAUACUGUAUGUUUAAUGAUGCAACUUUUGAUUUUGUUUUGGCCAUCUUGUUUCUCUACAUUAAAGAUCUUACAUAGACCUGUUAGGUUAAAUAUGGGAGAUUUCUGCAUGUUUAGGGGGUUACUGAGCAGCAAGGGCUAUGGGACAAAAGUGAAGCCAGCGUGGAAGGGUUUUAAGUGUAAUACUGACACGAUACUGGCUCCAAAGGCAUGGCUCCCAUAGAACUUCCUUCCUUCCUUCUUGCCUCAUUCGCUGCAUUUGGAGGUUCUGGAGGUUCAUCUUUAAAUUAUCUUUGUGAAUAACAUUUUAGGGUUAGUAGAAUGUUGUGAUGUUCUUUUGUGUUGGGCUUUGAUUGAUAGCUCACUUAUCUGCCAAACUGGAAUUUUCCGAGCUUCUGUUGAUCGAGUAUAACAUUUCUCUUUCCUGACAAACAGCUCAAUUAUAGUUGUGGUUUGAAGUUAAACUAACAGAGCAUCAAAUAAGUGUAAAUGUAUGAUAAAAUUUGUUUUAAUGUGCGUAAGUAAGCAAGCAUUUAGCCAUAGUUCACACAGUACUUCUUGUACUCUCCUGAAUUAUCUCAUCACUUCUGGCACCAAAAAAACCAAUAUGGUUAUGGCCAAAAUGCCAAGUCCUACUUAAAAAUAACAGUUUAAAAACCAACUCCAGCUAUUGGCAGAUGCUAGGCAACUCCAAUUCUAAGCUAUUGGAAAUUACAUAGAAAUAUAAGCAUAGAAAUUGAUUCAGCUAAUAAUCAUCUGAGUCCCAACACAAAACAGACUUCAACCAUCUAAGUACCCAAACAUGAGCAAAUAUACUGAACUUU